Messenger RNA from Drechmeria coniospora, 678 nucleotides. RefSeq lists its product as uncharacterized. Bases 1 to 678 code for a protein of 225 amino acids. The record is from RefSeq and is a predicted model, not a curated record. NCBI's taxonomy places the organism in Eukaryota, Fungi, Ascomycota, Sordariomycetes, Hypocreales, Ophiocordycipitaceae. The transcript has a single exon.
AUGCACUGGAUUAGGUACCUAGUACGUACUGGCCCUCCGCCGCAGCGCAGCUCCCUCCUGCCCACACCUGCUGUACUUGCGAGGCAGGUCGAUGCGAGGUACUCCCUACUUGCUUGCGCAGAUGCCGUGCUCGCAGCAACAUGGUCGUGCCUGCUCUCCGCCGACGCAGCUCCUUUCUGCUGCCCAUGUGCACCGCUCGCCGCGUCACCCCCCCUCUCUCCCCUCUCCCCUCUCCCCUCUCCCCUCCCCCCUCCCCCCCUCCCCCUCGGAUCCCCUCGCUCGCCCCUCGCUCCCCUCGCUCCCCUCGCUCGCCCCUCGCUCCCCUCGCUCCCCUCGCUCCCCUCGCCGCGUCUGCAAGCGGCGCUCAGCAAGACGCUCGACAACUCGACCGACGGCAUGCUGCCGUCAUCCCGCCGCCGACGGCCGCGUCGCAUCGUGCCAUCGUUCCUUCGUCCCUGCGGACGGUUGCUUUCGGCAGGCCAUAAAACCGCCUCGAGCGGGUCCCCCUCGCUGGCCGGACCGGGAAAGGCCAAGGACACGACGCUGGCGGCCACACCGUCGUCGACGGACGCCGAGCGACAAGCUCCAAAAGCCCCCGACGCCCCCGCCCUAGCCGGCGUGCCUUGCACCGCUGUUACCAGCAGCAAGGGUGGAGUGCCUGGCCGUACCUUUGACUAG